Messenger RNA from Purpureocillium takamizusanense, 2578 nucleotides. It is a transcript of the gene PHO8, whose product is annotated as Alkaline phosphatase. The record is from RefSeq and is a predicted model, not a curated record. The transcript is spliced from 2 exons. The coding region runs from base 262 to 1980 and encodes 572 amino acids. Gene Ontology annotation, biological process: dephosphorylation. Gene Ontology annotation, cellular component: fungal-type vacuole membrane. Gene Ontology annotation, molecular function: alkaline phosphatase activity. NCBI's taxonomy places the organism in Eukaryota, Fungi, Ascomycota, Sordariomycetes, Hypocreales, Ophiocordycipitaceae.
UGUCACAUCUCGCCUCAGUGCCGGGCGUGUAGCCCCAACCGCCAUCCACUGUCGCCCACCCACUUCCGUUAGUACCUUAUCCAGAUCUGUACCUUUAUCUUCCUACCCAUCCCCCAUCCUCCUCGGCACGCCUUCUUGGCUGCCGCUCCCACCCUUGCUGCUGCAGUUUGGCUUCCUCUACCAAACUCAGACAGCUCCGUCAAACAAGCUCCACCACCUUGACAGUUUGUCGGUCCGCAGCAAGGGCACACAGCAAUCGCAAUGGUCUCCGAGCAGGUCUCCGAGCAAAGCCCCCUCCUCUCCAACGAGGGCGAGGGCUCGACUCGCGCAGAUCAUGGCAGCGACAGCGGCAACGGCGGCGCCGACAUGGACAGGAGGCGCCGCUGGUCGCGCCUGCGCGAGGCCGGCAUCUUCAUUUGGGCCCUCGUCGCAACCGCCGCCGUCAUCGUCAUAGCUGUCUGGGCCCAGCACAACCAGCAGACAUCUCGCCCCCCGAGUCGCGCCGACAAGCGCAACCUCGUUUUCAUGGUCUCCGACGGCAUGGGCCCGGCCUCCCUCUCUCUUACUCGUAGCUUCCGUCAGCACGUCGACGGUCUGCCCGAUAACGACACCCUGGUCCUUGACAAGCACUUCUGGGGCUCCAGCCGCACCCGCUCCAGCAACUCCCUCGUCACCGACAGCGCUGCCGGCGCAACCGCCUUCUCGUGUGGCAAGAAGAGCUACAAUGGCGCCAUCUCUGUCCUACCAGACUACGAACCCUGCGGCUCCGUCCUUGAGGCCGCCAAGAGGGCCGGCUACAUGACCGGCCUCGUGGUCACCACGGACAUCACCGACGCAACCCCCGCGUGCUUUGCCAGCCACGUCCUUCUCCGCCAAAUGCAGGACGACAUCGCCCUUCAAGAAGUCGGCCAUGGUGUGCUGGGUCGCUCAGUCGAUCUCAUGCUUGGCGGCGGCCGGUGCCACUUCCUGCCCAACGGUACCGACGGCAGUUGCCGCGCCGACGACGUCGACGUUGUCAAGCUGGCCCAAGACAAGUACGGCUGGACCUACACCGACAGCCGCGACGGCUUCGAUAAGCUCAAGGGCGGCAAAAAGGCGAAACUUCCUUUGUUGGGUCUCUUCGCCUCAUCCGACAUCCCGUUCGAACUGGAUAGGCAGAACGAGAAUGACGUCUACCCGAGUCUCAGUGAAAUGGCCAAGACGGCGCUGCGCGCGCUCGAGCGAGCCACAUCGGACAGCGACAGGGGCUUCUUCCUCAUGAUUGAGGGAAGCCGCAUCGACCAUGCCGGCCACAUCAAUGACCCCGCCGCCCAGGUUCGAGAGGUUCUCGAGUACGACAAGGCGUUCAAGGCUGUCCUGGACUUCAUCGACGACACGCAGACGGAGACCGUCCUCGUAGCCACCAGCGAUCACGAGACCGGCGGCCUCGCCACCGCGCUGCAAGAGCCCGGCCACCUCCCCGUGUACAACUGGUAUCCUCAAGCCCUCGCCCAGGCCUCGUCGUCGUGCGAGAGACUGGCCGGCAAGCUCCAGGACUACGUCUCGAAGCAGCCUUCGCCUCUCUCGCAGUCCGACCUCAAGACCUGGAUUAACGACGAGCUCGUCGUCUCUGGCCUGGGCGUAACCGACGCAACCGACGAGGAGCUAUCUCUCCUCGCCACGGAUCCCGAUGACGCCACCAGUAACUUCGCCGCCAUCAUCUCGCUGCGCGCGCACGUCGGCUGGAGCACGCACGGGCACACGGCCGUUGACGUCAACGUCUACAGCUCCGGCGGGCCCCAGGCAGCCAGCAUCCGCGGCAACGUCGAGAACACGGACGUGGGCAAGUUCCUGAGCCACUAUCUGGACGUAGAUGUGGAUGCCAUCACCGAGGAGCUGCGCGAGAAGACGGCCCGCCCGAGCGUCAUCGCGGCUGCGGGAGCCGAGCAUGCGGCGCCGCAGUGGACGAGCAACUACCACGAGUACGACGGCUUGCAGUAGAGGCCUCCUACCACAUUUGAUUGUUGCAUUUGAAGCGUAUACCUGCAGGGAUUUUUUUGAUUUUUUUUUAAAAUCUAUUGCCGGGGCAUUCGGUGUAAUUCCUGCGUGAAUCGGUGAGCGUCGACAUCUGGAGCCGCGAGCAGCCAUGGCGUCGAACACGGUAACAUACAGAGAGAGAGGCAGGGUUUCAGAAUCGCAUGCCCCACGUGGUGGUAUCUCAUGCUAUUAUUAACGUUACUAAUAGUAGUACACAACCAUACCGGCGGGAGGAACAACAGCGUGCAUACAUUGAUAGCCCAUGGAACGAACAAGGCAGUACACCCAGACUCGGUAACAAAGACCACCUUCUAAAGCGUCCCAUGAAACGCCGAAAAUCAUCGCUCGCGAUUCACAAUCCUGCUCCCGUGAUAGUGAUCAAGUAGCAGUCGGACAGAGCCGAGCUUGAGAGCAAGGGUCCCUCGCUUCUUCCCGCUCGCUGCCGCCCACGGACAGACCCAGCUCCCCUUUUUACCUUUGCGCGCGGUCAAUGUUAUACCGCACAAAAAGCCGAUCCAAGAAAUGAGAGUGGCGGAUACCGUUUGGCCGUGCCUUGGCAAAG